AUGGUCCUUUCACAGGACCAGAAUUCGCGAUUGGCUCUAAUCGGACCUUUCUUGCUCAAAGUUAUGUCCCAUUUGAACAGCUAUGACGACAGGAGCUUGAAUCUCAGCGACAUGAACCAUAUUGAGAACGGUCGAACCUGCAGCACGCAGAUUAACAAAAUCGGACUCUCUAAAGGCCUAGAUAGGCUUAUAUAUGUGAAUCCCGCUCAAGGGAACCAUGUCUCCCCGGGUGUGAUGAUGAAAGCGGUAGAAGCUAUUGUUGGAGCUGUCUUCCUUGACAGCGACCAUAAUAUCGAGAUUACUCGGAAAGUGGCCGCCCAGAUAGGGUUCUUCGACAUCCAGUAA
Molecule: messenger RNA, 345 nt
Organism: Penicillium taxi
Lineage: Eukaryota; Fungi; Ascomycota; Eurotiomycetes; Eurotiales; Aspergillaceae
Product: RNAse III
Exons: 2
Coding region: 1-345 (114 amino acids)
Biological process (GO): RNA processing
Molecular function (GO): ribonuclease III activity
Source: RefSeq, a predicted model, not a curated record